This is a messenger RNA of Echinostoma caproni, 2709 nucleotides long. NCBI's taxonomy places the organism in Eukaryota, Metazoa, Platyhelminthes, Trematoda, Plagiorchiida, Echinostomatidae. The record is from the annotation of a GenBank genome assembly.
AUGAAUGCGUUGAACAACUUGUGUUCCAAAGGUGUUAUAGAGAAGGUGUCGUCUUCUACAUGGAGUACACCAAUUGUCACNCCCGAUGAGGAAAAGAAAUCCGCUUUCUUUUUGAAUGCUGCCGGUAAAAAUGCUUAUACAUUAAUCAAAAACUUGGCUUAUCCUUCUCCACCUGUUUCCGUACCGUACGAUGAUUUAAAAUCCCUCCUCCUCCAGCAUGUGAAGCCAACGAACUUCGAAGCCUCAGAACGAGCAAAAUUUCAUUCAAUGGUACGCAAUCCGAAUCAGGGCAUCCGUGAAUUCAUCCUGGAUUUGCUCACUCAAGCUGCAAAGUGUGAUUUUGGAGAUUUACUGGACAUGCAAUUGAAAGAUCGGCUGAUCGCUGGCAUCAACAAUACCGUUUUGCAAAAUGAACUUCUGAAGCUAUCCAGUCCGACGUUCAAAGAUGUGCGGGCUUAUUGUGAACAGUAUCAGGACAUUCGCGCCGCCACUUCAUCCAUGCCGUCCACCAUUGAAUCUACAGCUAUGUUCAAUUCACUCAAGACUAAAUCCACGAAAGCUCAUGCUACAGCCGGACGUUUCAAACCAGCCACACAAUCUAACUCACACAAUGUGACAUAUUCGGAUAAAUCCUAUGGCAAUUGUGCAUCCUGUGGCAAACGUCAUUCCAGAUUCACAUGUCGAUUUCGUUACGCUUCAUGUCAUAAGUGUGGCAAAACUGGCCAUAUUCAGUCUGUUUGUCGCAGUACCAAAACCUGUCGUUUAAUUCAAGCCCGAAACUCAGAAGUGAGUAAUAUGGCCAAACAUUUUUCUUCUUUAUCUUUGGCAAUAACCUCCCAUUCCGGUCACAUCCGUAAACGACUAUUCAGUUCCACUGGUAAUUCGCUUCAUUUCAUUUUGGACACUGGUAGUGUGGAAUCUCUAAUUUCUGUUCACGAUUUAAAACUGUUUGCUCCAGAUGCUAAACUUCAGCCAUCCACUAUCACCAUUAAUGGCAUCACUGGACACUCACUGCCUGUUGUUGGUUCUUGUGAGAUUUCAGUCAGUGAUGAACAUUCUAAAACUGUUACUUGUACAUUCAUUGUAACCAAAUCUGGCCCAUCCAUACUAGGCUUGAAAGCCAUGCAAGCAUUCAAUGUUAAUCUUUCCUUAGUAACCUCUAUCGAUACUGAAAAUGAAUUGAAGGAUUUGAUUAUUAAAUGCUCAAAGGCCAGUGGUGGCAUGCAAAUUUCCCCAGUGAGACUACUAGUUAAUGGCGAUCCAGUAUUUCUUAAACGCCGAGUCAUUCCAUAUGGCCUUCGCGAACCUGUCAUGAAUGCGUUGAACAACUUGUGUUCCAAAGGUGUUAUAGAGAAGGUGUCGUCUUCUGCAUGGGGUACACCAAUUGUCACACCACUCAAGUCGGAUGGCAAGACCCCGAGAAUAUGUGGUGACUACCGAAUCACCUUAAAUCCAAGACUUUUAAAGCGGACAUGUACAACGGUUGAACCAGAGAACAUCCUGAAUAAGUUGACUGUUUCUAAGAUCUUUUCCAAGAUUGACUUAAAAGAUGCAUAUUUACAAAUUCAGUUGGAUGAAACAUCAUUCACUUUGACAACUAUUAAUACCCCUUUUGGUUUGUACAGAUACAAGUUUCUACCAUUCGGUUUAUCCGUUUCUCCUGCCAUAUUUCAACAAGUUAUGAACGAUAUUACUAGUGGUAUGUCUGGUGUUGAAGUAUAUCAAGAUGACAGUGUUGUUCAUGCUCCUGACAAGUCCACUCAUGACGCACAAUUGCUUGAACUCUUUCGUAGAUUUUCUGAUAAGAAUGUUGCUGUUCAUCCUAAGAAAAGUUUAUUUUUUGUCUCUCAUUUUGAAUGUCUUGGAUACUUAGUUAAUGGUAAAGGGUACAAAUUUGACCCGAACCGUCUAUUUCCUCUAACAAAAGCCAAAUCACCGUCUAGCAUACACGAACUCAGAUCAUUGAUUAGAGCCCUACAGUAUUACUCUCAACUUAUCCCUGAUUUCAGUCAGAAAGGUUCACCCUUAUUUCUUCUCUCUUCUGAUAACAAAUUUGUUUGGACUGAUAUUCAUGAACGUUGCUUACGUGGAUUGCUAAAUUUUCUGCAGACUGAUGCUGUACUUCACCCAUUCAAUCCCAAAAUUCAUUCCACUGUUAUUACUGAUGCCUCACUCGAUGGAAUUGGUGCGAUUCUUGGGCAGAAUGGGCAUCCAAUUAUUUGUGUGUCUCGCCGGUUAACAGCAGCUGAACGAGGCUAUGCUCAAACUAAUCGCGAAGCCUUAGCGGUAUACUGGGUAGUCAAGCGUUUGCACAAGUUCCUUUUCGGGCAUCAUUCCACCAUCGUCACUGAUCAUGAGGCCUUGAAAUUCAUUUUCGAUCCCGGAAAAUCCCUUUCCAGAAGCUCUGCAGCUAUGGUUCAGCGUUGGAGUAUCGCACUCAGUGCAUAUGAUUACACAAUUGAACAUCUUAGUGCCAAAUACAUGCGACACUUGGAUUACAUUUCGCGUCAAUCGCUACCCGCGCCGGAGCCAGAGGACAUUUCUGAUUCACUACUAGUGCAACCUCUUCCUGUGAGCCGCCAAGAACUUAUUUGUGACACACGUCGUUAUUUCUCUGCUGUGAUGACUGCUUUGCGGAAGGGUUGGAACGCCCAGACUCGCCUAGACGUGGUGAACUUUCAAUUACGCCUGAUGGAUUGCUGUGCUUGA